Messenger RNA from Erinaceus europaeus (western European hedgehog), 2948 nucleotides. RefSeq names its product glucosamine-6-phosphate deaminase 1 (gene GNPDA1). Gene Ontology annotation, cellular component: cytoplasm. Bases 759 to 1628 code for a protein of 289 amino acids. Lineage: Eukaryota; Metazoa; Chordata; Mammalia; Eulipotyphla; Erinaceidae. Gene Ontology annotation, molecular function: identical protein binding; glucosamine-6-phosphate deaminase activity. The transcript is spliced from 7 exons. Gene Ontology annotation, biological process: N-acetylneuraminate catabolic process; carbohydrate metabolic process; N-acetylglucosamine catabolic process. The record is from RefSeq and is a predicted model, not a curated record.
CUUUCCGCACUCCGGUGCCAGGAGCCCUAGUAAGCUGCUGGGACCCUUUCCUCAGGCCUGCGAACGGAGUGCCGUUGGGGUGGGGUCGGGGGUAGAAAGCCCUGUUGUGCCGACCACUUUGGCCACGGGCCCGCCUGCCGAGCUGUGCGCCCCUUGGGGCAGCCCAGGUGCUCCUUCCGGAACGGAGGCCUUUAUCUGGGUGCUCUGGAGAAAGCCAGGGAUCUGUUGAGCUCAGUGUUCCGUGCAGGCAGCCCCCUCCUGUCCUGAGAGAGAACACACACCCUCGGGCAAAGCCAACGCCCCAUCUGCUCCACUUGCCCAGCAGGGCCCGUGACCCUUUAACUUCCUGAAGGAACCCCUAGAGAGAGGCCUUCUCUAGGGGUGUGGGUGUGUGUAUGUGACGGAGGAAGGAGUUAGAGGCUGUCUUGGCUACAAGACAGUAGGGAACCAACAAAUUGAAUGUUCUGUGAUCUACGAGCAUUUUGUCAUGUCAUGUUUAUUCGCUCUGGUGAAAUUGUCAGGAAGGUACUCUUGUCCCUCUUUUCACCUAAGAGUAAUAAACCAGCUCAGAGGGUUCAGAAUCUACGUCCUGCAAUAGAUAAGUGCCGAGUUGAGAUUUGAACCCAGUCCUGCCCCUACAGCAGCGCCUCCUGGUGGGCGGUGAAGACUCUUGCCCAACCUGUUCAUUUCUUUAGGAGCUGAAACAGGACCCUCCUCUUCCUGGUUCUGACAGCCCAGCUGGAGAGAGAAGGGACAAGAUGAAGCUCAUCAUCCUGGAGCACUAUUCUCAGGCCAGCGAGUGGGCGGCCAAAUACAUCAGAAACCGCAUCAUCCAGUUUAAUCCAGGGCCAGACAAAUACUUCACCUUGGGUCUCCCCACCGGGAGCACCCCACUUGGCUGCUACCAGAAGCUGAUUGAGUACUAUAAGAAUGGAGACCUGUCCUUCAAAUAUGUGAAGACUUUCAACAUGGACGAGUAUGUGGGCCUUCCUCGGGCACACCCAGAGAGUUACCACUCCUUCAUGUGGAACAACUUCUUCAAGCAUAUUGACAUCCACCCCGAAAACACCCACAUUCUGGAUGGGAACGCAGCUGACCUGCAGGCUGAGUGUGAUGCCUUUGAAGAGAAGAUCAAGGCUGCAGGCGGGAUUGAGCUGUUUGUUGGAGGCAUCGGCCCCGAUGGACACAUUGCCUUCAAUGAGCCGGGUUCUAGUUUGGUGUCCAGGACCCGUGUGAAGACACUAGCCAUGGAUACCAUUCUGGCCAAUGCCAGGUUCUUCGAUGGAGAUCUUGCCAAGGUUCCAACUAUGGCCCUGACAGUGGGUGUGGGCACUGUUAUGGAUGCCAGAGAGGUGAUGAUCCUCAUCACAGGUGCUCACAAGGCAUUUGCUCUGUACAAGGCCAUCGAGGAGGGAGUGAACCACAUGUGGACUGUGUCUGCUUUCCAGCAGCAUCCUUGCACGGUAUUUGUGUGCGAUGAAGAUGCCACCCUGGAGCUGAAAGUAAAGACUGUCAAGUAUUUCAAAGGUUUAAUGCUUGUUCAUAACAAGUUGGUGGACCCCUUGUACAGCAUCAAAGAGAAAGAAAGAGAGAAAAGCCAGUCUUCUAAGAAACCAUAUAGUGAUUAGCCUGUGCUAACACUGCUAUCGAGUAACUGCUGGGACAGGCGAGGGCUUCCAGAAAUUGUCUUUAAGAGAAUAGAAUUGUAUUUCUUUAUUCCAGUAUGAUCACUCCAGAUGAAAUGGGCAAAUUUAAUGUUCUUGUCUAUAUGGCUUGGAGCCUAGUUAAUAGUUUAGCUACCGGGAGAAUGACUUUAUAAAUUACUCUUGAUCAGAAAAAAAAAAUCUCUGAAAAAUGUGUUCUAUAAAUUUGCCUCUGACACUGUUCACAUGUACACUCCUGACAUGAACACUCCUGUCAUGAACUGCCAUCAUUUACAUGCACUGAUUCUCUACUAGGAGUGAGUCGGGGCAUGUGUAUAUAUGGACAAUAUACACAAAUCUUGAGGGCCCCUUUAGAGCAGGUCUGCCCCUUACUUGAGAACCACAUUUCCAGAUUAAAGUAAGUAUAAGGAAGAAGUUCUCUGGUCAGUAACAAGUGCCAUGGAAAUAAAAUUACCUCUUGACUUUGUUUCCCCAGUUUUUUGUUUUUUUUUCCUUCCUCUUUUUCUUCCCUCUCAGUUGGCCUUUCUAUGAACUUGGAGGAUUCCUUGGAGAAGGCUUUGGAUGGAGAGGGGUAAAGAGGUUUUUGCUGAUAAACUCUUGAGUGUCAAGGGACCCAGUCACCACGUCAAACUCCUCUCCCUCAGGGACCCUCCAGCACCAGGAGGAAGACGGAAACCCCUUUUCCCACCAGAGCCCAGUGUUUUUGUUCCACGUUUUCACUGUGGCAUCUCUCUCUUACAUAUUAUUAAUAAGGAAGAGGUCUACCAGGACAACGGGCACUGCCAUGAUUUCAUUGUGUCCAACCAAGGCAAUGAGAGCCAGUGCAAGCAUCUGCGUGAUGACAUAAAUGUUUUCCUGCUUCCCUAAGACUUGAGUGCUAAGACAUCAUGCCAAAUGCUCCUAAAAUUGCUUAGACCCUUACCCAUUUGUUCUGCCCUUCUAGCCCUCUCAUGUUCCCAGAACAUUAGGAAAUACAAUCCUUUUAUCCAUUCACCCUUCUUGAAGAGAUAUCUAUUCUGCCACUUACUUUUAUCUUAAGACUUCCUUGAAGUGGAUGCUGCCACCUCCUUUUUUUUGUGCCUGUUUGAAGCUGUUGCUGCCUGUUUCUGGGAAAGAUGCUUCAGAGCCUAGCUGUAGCCUCUAAUUACUAUGUUUGGUAACAAUGUUUUGUCUUUAGCUUUUAUACAUGGUUGUGCUAUUAUCCUGUUUUAAGCUAAUGAAUGGAUCAGUGGACUUGUUUACAAUGUGGUAUUUUUCUAUUAAAUUCAAUAUUUUCAAAUAAAA